Molecule: messenger RNA, 875 nt
Organism: Octopus sinensis (East Asian common octopus)
Lineage: Eukaryota; Metazoa; Mollusca; Cephalopoda; Octopoda; Octopodidae
Product: zonadhesin-like
Exons: 6
Coding region: 147-875 (242 amino acids)
Source: RefSeq, a predicted model, not a curated record
AAGAUGUUUCUCAGAAAGCAAAUAAAUUUUCUUCAAUUGGUGCCAGUUACCAAGUUGAAGACGACAGUGAUAAACCCGAAACAAAAUGCAAAGUGAAUGAUGUUAAUUCGACUUGUUCAAAGGAGCAGACAAAAGAAUGUGAUUUAAUGAAUGACAAAAUCUUUGAAGCCUGCAUUGAAAAGAUCGGAGCUUCGCAUCUAGAAGAAUACUUGGAGUCUUGUAGAAUCGAUGUCUGUAGUUAUCACAAUGAUCCUACGAACCACCACUCUGUUUUCUGUCAAAUCAUUGAAGGUUUUGCUACAGAAUGCGAAACUGUGGGAAUUUUCGUUAAUUGGAGAGAAAUAUCACAAUGCCCGAUGAAAUGCAAGGAAAAUGAAGAAUUUCAACACAAGACUAGCAGCUGCCAACCUUCGUGCGCUAAUAGAUCACCGAUGUGCACAGGUUCAAGUCAAGGUUGUGUUUGUAGACAAGGCUUUAUUCUGAGUGGUGAACAGUGUGUACCUGAAACAGAAUGCGGCUGUAUCGACAACAAGAUAUAUAUGAAGGUUAAUGAGGAAAUUAUAUCAGCAGAUUGUAAAACAAAGAAAAUAUGUAAACCUGGUAACGAAAUCGUAACAGAAAAUAUCACUCCUUGUGGUGAAAAUAGCCAUUGCGGAAUUCAAAGAGGAAAAUAUGCAUGUGUUUGUAACGAAAAUUUCAUUCUUCAGAAGGAAGAAUGUGUUCACGCUGCUUUGAAACCAUGUAUAUGUAAAGUGUCUGGUGACCCUCACUACAGAGCGUUCGAUGGACAAAUGAUACAUUUCAUGGGCACAUGCAAUAUACACUGGCUACUAUUAAGAAGGGACCGAAUAAUACCUACUUUUCUGUUGAAAUAA